ACUUCCUGUGACCUUGAGGAAGGGGGAGUUCUGGACUCCAAGGGUUACGGCUCCGCCCAUCCGCGGAGUGGGGAGGAGCAGGAACUCGGGCUCCUCUUUCGAAAGCGCCGGGCUAUGGGCCCGCUGCCCGGGGAGGGCCAGGAUGGGCUCUGGAGGACCCCCGCUGCCCCCGGGACCCGACGCUUCACCACUGUCCACCCACGCGUGAAGCGGCGGGCAGUGUGAUGGCAGAGAAGGCACCUGGGGGCAUCAGCCCCCUGCAGCAGAUGGUGGCGUCGGGCACAGGGGCCCUCGUUACCUCCAUUUUCAUGACCCCGCUGGAUGUGGUGAAGGUCCGACUGCAGUCCCAGCGCCCUUCUCCCACCAGUGGGCUGGCGCAGUCCCAGGGAUCCUGGAGCAUCCCCUAUACUAAAUGGAAGUGUAUGCUCUACUGCAAUGGCAUUCUCGAGCCCCUGUAUCUAUGUCAGAAUGGUUCUCGUUGUACCGUCUGGUACCAGCAUCCCACCUACUUCACAGGCACCAUGGAUGCCUUUGUGAAGAUUACUCGGCACGAGGGUGCUAGGACUCUGUGGAGUGGCCUCCCUGCAACUUUGGUGAUGACAGUGCCUGCCACCGCCAUUUAUUUUACCACCUAUGACCAGCUCAAGGGUUUCUUAUGUAGCCGAGCUGUGACUUCUGACCUCUAUGCACCCAUGGUGGCAGGAGCUAUGGCCCGACUGGGCACUGUGACUGUGAUCAGCCCCCUGGAGCUGGUGAGAACAAAGCUUCAGGCCCAGCAUCUGUCCUACCGUGAACUUGGGGCCUGUGUCAGGGCAGCCGUGUCCCAGGGUGGCUGGCGCUCUCUGUGGCUUGGCUGGGGUGCCACUGCACUGAGGGAUGUGCCUUUUUCAGCCCUGUACUGGUUUAACUAUGAGUUAGUGAAGACAUGGCUAUGUAAGAUGGCAGCCAAGGACCGGACUUCAGUCAGUAUCAGCUUUGUGGCUGGAGCUUUCUCAGGAACAGUGGCUGCUGUACUCACACUGCCUUUUGACGUGGUGAAAACUCAGCGUCAGAUGGAGUUGGGAAGUGUGGGAGCCUUGAGAGUGACAUCCCCACGUUCCCCUUCCACCUGGCUGCUGCUCCGACGAAUUCAAGCUGAGUCUGGGGCCAGAGGACUCUUUGCAGGCUUCCUCCCACGGAUCAUCAAAGCAGCCCCCUCCUGUGCCAUCAUGAUCAGCACCUACGAAUUUAGCAAAAAUUUUUUCCAGAGACUGAACCUAGAAAAACGCCCUCGGGGUCCCUGAGGGGAGAGUGGGAGAGAGAGAUGGAAGACACCAACCUCCAAGAUCUCCUGAGGAGACCAGCUCUGGCCCACAGCACGAAGAGGGGACUUAGACACACUUUCCUUAUCGUGGGGGCUGUGGAGCACAGUGUCACCCUCUGUGCUGUAUAGCCGAGGGUGAGAUGACUCUCCACCUUCCCUCCCACCUGAUAAUACUGGGGCACCAUGGAGGGAACAAAACUCCCCUCUCUUUCCAUAUUUUCUCCCCACUUUCCUACAGACCAAAUGCCCCCAGCUCUUGGUUCACCGCCCUCUCCUUCCUUAGAAAUCAAAUUUGCUGUUGUCCCUUUGUUUUUCCCCUGGACAUCUAUCUCAGCCCCUGGUCCUGCUUUGUCUCCGUCUCCCUCUUGUUGAAACCUUUAGAUCCAAAGAUGAUGCUUUGCUGUA
Trichosurus vulpecula (common brushtail) is the source of this 1708-nucleotide messenger RNA. RefSeq names its product solute carrier family 25 member 39 (gene SLC25A39). The transcript is spliced from 12 exons. NCBI's taxonomy places the organism in Eukaryota, Metazoa, Chordata, Mammalia, Diprotodontia, Phalangeridae. The record is from RefSeq and is a predicted model, not a curated record. Bases 225 to 1283 code for a protein of 352 amino acids. Gene Ontology annotation, biological process: mitochondrial transmembrane transport.